Molecule: messenger RNA, 2059 nt
Organism: Apis cerana (Asiatic honeybee)
Lineage: Eukaryota; Metazoa; Arthropoda; Insecta; Hymenoptera; Apidae
Product: ester hydrolase C11orf54 homolog
Cellular component (GO): nucleus
Molecular function (GO): zinc ion binding; hydrolase activity, acting on ester bonds
Source: RefSeq, a predicted model, not a curated record
CAAUUGAAAAUUUUAUUAUCGUACAUGUAUAUCUCAUACUUGAAAUUUUUUUUUAUAAAACAUAUUUAUUUAUCUUAUUUGCACUUAUUAAAAUUUUCCAUAGAAAUAUAAUUAUUUUAUGAAUUCUAAAAUUAAAAAUUAUUUUUUUGAUUUUAAUCAUUUAUUAUUUUAUUUAUUAUUUAUUAUUUCAUUUAUUUUUAUUAUUUAUUUGUAUUAAUGUAUUCUUAAUUUUUUUUAUUUUUAUUUAAUAUAAUAUUGUGUAUUAAUAUAUUAAUUUUUUUUUGUUUCUUAGAAUUUAUACAAUAAUAAAAUUGUUUAAGAAUUUUAGAAAAUAAUUCGUAAAUUGAUUAUUUUUAUUUCAUUGCUACAUUUUAUAAUAUACAUAUAAUUAUAUUAAAUUAUUUGAUUUAUCAAUAUUUAAAUUUAUCAAUAUAUGUAUACCUUAAUUAAAGAAAAUUUAAAAACUUAAUAAAAAUGCUUGUAUAUCAAAAAAUACGCAGUAAAAUAUUUUGAAUUAUAUAUAUAUAUAUAUAUUGUAAUAUAUUGAAUUAUAUAUAACAUUUGUAACUACUAAUACAUAAAAUAGAGAUUAUAUAAAAAUUAUUGUAAUUAAAAAUAACAUAACUGAUAUUAACUCUUAUGAAAUAAGGUCAUACUCAAACAUAUGAUUAGAUAAAGCAAAUCUUGUGAUUUUACACAACAUAUUUAAGUUUUUGUUAAUUCUUUUACCAUUUCUCAAUACUAUAGUUCUUAUAUAAACUAUAUUUGCAUAAUUGUGAAUUAUUUUAAAUUUUUAUUAAUAUAUAUUAUUAAUUAAAAACAAAUUUUCAAUUAAUUUUAUAUAUUUAUAUAUAAAUAUAUUAAAUAUGACUACUUUGAAUAUCAAUGAACUUACCAUAGUAAAAAGAAAUCUACAUGUCCCUUCUCUUGAUGAAAUAAAAGAUGUGUUAAAGGAAGGAUUAAUUAAAAAUUUUGCAAAUGUUGAAGUAGAAAUUGUUGAUUGCCCUGAUUUAACACAAGAACCAUUUGCACUUUCUGCUCCAGGAUUAAGUGGUAAUUCAACAGUAUUAGAAAUUGGUGGUCCAUCAUUUCUUCUUCCUAUUGUACAAAAAAAUAAAUUAUAUGAUAUUCAACAACUCUUAAAUCAUUUAAAUUAUAAAGAAGAUUCUUUUGUUAUUGGGGCAGGAGCUGGCCCAUGGCCACAUAUAAAUUCUAAUUGUGAGCUUAUAAUGAAUACGGUUGUUUCAUUAUCUAAUGUACAAAAUGGAACUCAUAUUUCAUAUGUCAAUAAAGUAAAUGGAAACUGUGAACUUCAAAAUUUACCUAAUAAUGAAACGAGAUUUGCUUUGUUAGCCAAUUUAUUUGUUACUGAAGGAAAACCUGGUAAAGUCUUAAAAAUUCAUGUUAAAAAACGUAUUGGAAAUGAUGAUUUUAUUGCAUGUAUGCAAAAAGCAAUUGCUCAAAAUUAUCACAAUAAUCUUGUUGGAUUAGGAGGAACAUUUUUAAUAAAAAAUGGAAAAGUCAAACAGCAUGUUAUGCCAGAUUUCUCAGUAACUCCAUUACGUACUGAAGCACAACUUAAUAAUUGGUUACACUUUUAUAACAUGUCAACACCUUUAAUAGCUGUUGGUACAUUUGUUAGUUCUGAAAGUGAUCUAGAUCUUCGUGUUCAACAUUUUCACAGUUUUUCUCAUCAUGGAGAAGGUGGUCAUUAUCAUAUUGAUACAACUCCAGAAACUAUAGAAUACUUGGGAUAUUUCAAUUUAGGUACUACACUUUAUCGUAUAGAUAAACCAUUAACUGGUGUAGAGUUUGGAAAGGACUAAUUUUUGUUACAUUAUUAUAUGUACAUUCUUAUAAUAUUCAAUAUUUGUAAUAUUCAAACAAAAGUUAUGCAUAAAUAAUUAUAAUGUUGUAAUAAACUUAUAAACAUAUUUCUUUUGUAAUUAAAUAAGAUAAAUUAUAUUAAUUUUAAUAACAAAAUUAUAAUAUUACUUUAAUUCAAAAAUAAUUAUAAGGAAAAAUUGAAGUAAAUAAACGAAUCUAUUAAUUGCAUAAA